AGCGAUGUGUCAAGUUUGACGUUGACAGAAGCCACUCUCAUAAUAACAACUCUCUCUCUCUCUCAUUUCGCCGAUUUUCAAACUGCGUGACAUUUUUUUUGUUUGCCCAAACUUAUAUUUAUUAUUCUAUUUAAUAGAAAAAGAAGAAGAUUGACUUCAUCGUUUUUUUUUUCGAUGAUAAGAAAAAAAAUCCGCAAAAGUGCUAAAAUUAGAAGGAAUGUCACCUUGUGAACGCAGUUAAAGACAAAGAGUAAACCAGACAACUGGCCAAAGAUACAAAUUGUAAUCAAACAAUAAUAACCGAAGAGAAAAGCCACAAAGCUGCAUUUGAGAAAUUAGAUAAAACCAAUUUCGAUUGCUGCAAAUAAAACCAAUGUUUUGAACGAAUGCUUCAUUAGUCGCAUGAAGUUAGGUAAUGAUCGUUCUAUCUCCAUUCGCUGCCCGUAGUAGAGUCUUGCAUUUAAUAUCAAUUCCCAAAUUUCGACCGACAUUGCGAUCGUUCAGUGCAAAAAUGUCAAGUGAUUUGUAUAUAACACGAGCCCGUCAGUGUGUGCCGCUGCUCAGCAAUGAAUUGCACAAAGGGCAAGCGGGUCGAGUUGGUGUUAUUGGCGGUUCGUUUGAAUACACUGGAGCGCCAUUUUUCGCGGCAAUGAGUGCAUUGAAAUUCGGAGCCGAUGUUGUGCACUUGUUCUGUAUUCGCGAUGCGGCUAUUCCAAUUAAAUCGUACAGUCCCGAGAUAAUGGUGCAUCCGGUGUUGGACGAUCCAAGUGAUCCGAUCAAAUUGAUUACGCCAUGGUUGGAUCGGCUGCAUGUGGUUGUGAUUGGGCCUGGUUUAGGCCGUGAUCCAGCUGUAUUUGCCACUAUUCGACGACUCUUGGCGGUGUGUCGUGAGAUGGGAAAACCACUUGUCAUCGAUGCCGACGCAUUAUUCCUGGUCUCACAAGAUUUAUCGCUCAUUGCCAAUUACCCCGGGGCUAUCAUUACACCAAAUAUCGUGGAGUUUAGCCGCAUUUUCGGCGAUGGUGAUGAUCACACGGAGAAAUUCGACCAAAUUGGAGCUUCGGUUACAAUUCUCAAGAAAGGUUUCAGCGAUACGAUUUACAGUGGAGUGAAUAAAGUUGGCGAUUUGGUCACGGUUCAGGGUGGCAAAGGACGGCGAUGUGGCGGUCAAGGUGACAUAUUAGCCGGGUGUACAGCCGUUCUUUAUGCUUGGGCUUUGAAAGCAGAAGAAACCGAACCAGCCAAAGUUGCUUGCGUUGGAGCUAGCCAUUUUGUGAAAGUAUUGAAUGAAACGACGUUUGCAGCGAAGGGACGCAGCAUGACUCCCACCGAUAUGAUCGAACACAUUCAUGACGUUUUUGAUACACAUUUUGAACGCAAGUGAAGGGAGAGGGCGAUUUGAAACGGAUAUUUGGAGAAAAUGUACGGGCUAUGGGAACUUUGAUGGAAAUAGGAGAUUGAUUGAGCCAAUAUUGAUUAUUUUUUGCAUCAUUCUUUGUUAUGAAUAUACAUUUUGAUUUGAAAAAUAAAAUUUUGAAAGCCUUAACUAA
This is a messenger RNA of Sitodiplosis mosellana (orange wheat blossom midge), 1550 nucleotides long. RefSeq names its product ATP-dependent (S)-NAD(P)H-hydrate dehydratase (gene Naxd). Gene Ontology annotation, biological process: metabolite repair. The record is from RefSeq and is a predicted model, not a curated record. The coding region runs from base 416 to 1384 and encodes 322 amino acids. Lineage: Eukaryota; Metazoa; Arthropoda; Insecta; Diptera; Cecidomyiidae. Gene Ontology annotation, molecular function: ATP-dependent NAD(P)H-hydrate dehydratase activity. The transcript is spliced from 3 exons.